CUCCCCCUCUUCCUACUUGCUAACUCCACGGCGGUGAGGAGCAACUGACGGCCAGGUAGACAUUACUAUCACAUGCACACAUACACUUAGUCCACUUAAGUUUAUUGAGGAGGAAGAGAAGGAGGAGGAGGAGACCACAGGUAAACUUUCUGUCCCCUGACUCCUGGCUGACUUGGAUAACCACACAUACCUGUGAGCUUCACUGGAGAAUGUAGCUGCAGCCUUAAAGCCAAACCGCAGGACACACGCCAUCAUGGGAGAAGCUCAAAAGCAGGGCUUACUCUCAGUCAUUCAGAAACUGAAAGGGGCCACAGAGCAGGAGCUAAGGAUAGUGCUGCUGGGCCUGGACAACGCCGGCAAGACCACCCUGCUGAAGAGUCUCGCCUCGGAAGACGUUAACACCAUCACACCCACACAGGGUUUUAACAUAAAGAGCGUGGCCUCUCACGGCAUGAAACUAAAUGUGUGGGACAUUGGGGGACAGAGGAAGAUCAGGCCCUUCUGGAAAAAGUACCUGGAAAACACAGACCUGUUGAUCUAUGUUAUCGACAGCGCAGACAAGAAGCGGUUUGAGGAGACUGGACUGGAGCUGUCCGAACUGAUCGAUGAGGAGAACCUAAAAGGUGUUCCCGUGCUUGUCUUCGCCAACAAGCAGGAUCUGGCUACGGCGUCACCGGCCAGUGAGAUCGCUGAGGGGCUCAACCUGCACACGUACCGGGACCGGGAGUGGCAGAUUCAGGCGUGCUCAGCCGUGUCGGGGGAGGGAGUUCAGGAUGGGAUGAACUGGAUUUGUAACAACAUUGUAAAUAAGAAGAAAUGAACCAGCCGCUCUGACCACGUCGACCAGGGUGGUACAGACAAUCGGCAUCACCGCUAUUUUUACACGACCUGGCUGUGAUGAUAUUUAUGUGAUGGAUCAAGAAAACAUUUCAUCUCACAAAGUUUUCAGAUCAGCUAUAAUGUUUCAAUUUGAGAAGAUCCUGCCUCCCCUCACAGAUUUGAAUGAUCGUUUGUUUUUAUGUUUUCUUUCAUUUUUAUGAACAUUUACAAACAUAGCCACUUCAAUGAAAUUCUUUAGCUGCAGCAAAUGAAUUAGGCACUAAUUAAUCACCAUUUUAUGAUUUAAAUGUAUGUUUUUAUUUUCCUUAACACCCCUCCUCUGGAGAAUCUGUGUGCUUUCUUACUUAUGUUACCCACGGUGAGAGAACCAAACUGAGUGUGUAGCCAUGUCACGCUGUUGGGGUUAGGCACUUACAUAGAAACCAGUCCCGUGUGAGUGCAAAGCAUGUGUGUACUGUGUUGAAGUGUCUUGAGAUUUUUGACAAUAAAAGAAUUAGUCAUUUCUGCCA
Messenger RNA from Myripristis murdjan (pinecone soldierfish), 1349 nucleotides. RefSeq names its product ADP ribosylation factor like GTPase 3, like 1 (gene arl3l1). The record is from RefSeq and is a predicted model, not a curated record. The transcript is spliced from 6 exons. The coding region runs from base 254 to 820 and encodes 188 amino acids. NCBI's taxonomy places the organism in Eukaryota, Metazoa, Chordata, Actinopteri, Holocentriformes, Holocentridae. Gene Ontology annotation, molecular function: GTP binding; GTPase activity.